GCGCGCGCGGGCCGGCGCUCGCCCCCUCCCCCAGGCUCGGCCGCCCCCUCCCCCCCUCUCCGCCCGCUCAGAGUGCAGAUGGCGGCCCCUGAGGUAGCUGGCCUUGGGGCCAGUGCCCCCAGUCCUUCGGAAUCCUCUACUUUAUGUGCUUCCAAGUCAGAUGAAGCUCUCCCAGAUGGCCUAAGCCCCAAAGACUCUGCCCAGAAACAGAAGAACUCAUCUCCACCGAGUACUGACUUUAAGACAGCAGAUUCAGAGGUAAACACAGAUCAAGAUAUUGAAAAGAAUCUGGACAAAAUGAUGACAGAGAGAACCCUGUUGAAGGAGCGUUACCAAGAAGUUCUGGACAAGCAGAGGCAGGUGGAGAAUCAGCUUCAAGUGCAAUUAAAGCAACUUCAGCAAAGGAGAGAAGAAGAAAUGAAGAAUCACCAGGAGAUACUAAAGGCGAUUCAGGAUGUGACCAUAAAACGGGAAGAAACCAAGAAGAAGAUAGAGAAGGAAAAGAAGGAGUUCUUGCAAAAGGAGCAGGACCUGAAAGCUGAGAUUGAGAAGCUCUGUGAGAAGGGCAGAAGAGAAGUGUGGGAAAUGGAACUGGAUAGACUCAAGAACCAGGAUGGUGAAAUCAAUCGGAACAUUAUGGAAGAGACGGAGCGGGCUUGGAAGGCUGAGAUCCUGUCACUAGAGAGCCGGAAGGAGUUGCUGGUGCUGAAACUGGAAGAAGCAGAAAAAGAAGCCGAGCUGCAUCUGACUUACCUCAAGUCAACUCCUCCAACCCUGGAGACAGUUCGUUCCAAACAGGAGUGGGAGACAAGACUGAAUGGAGUUCGGAUAAUGAAAAAGAAUGUUCGGGACCAGUUUAAUAGUCACAUCCAGCUAGUGAGGAAUGGAGCUAAGCUGAGCAGUCUUCCUCAGAUCCCUACCCCAACUCUGCCUCCGCCCCCCUCAGAGGCAGAUUUCAUGCUUCAAGUAUUUCAGCCCAGUCCCUCUCUGACCCCUCGGAUGCCCUUCUCUAUUGGGCAGGUCACAAUGCCUAUGGUCAUGCCCAGUGCAGAUCCUCGCUCUUUGUCUUUUCCAAUCUUGAACCCUGCCCUUUCCCAGUCCAGUCAACCAUCCCCACCUCUUCCUGGCUCACAUGGGAGAAAUAGCCCUGGCUUGGGUUCCCUGGUCAGCCCUCAUGGUCCACACAUGCCUCCUGCUGCCUCCAUCCCGCCUCCCCCAGGCUUGGGCGGGAUUAAGGCUUCUACUGAAACUCCCCGGCCCCAACCAGUAGACAAACUGGAGAAGAUCCUGGAAAAGCUGCUGACUCGGUUCCCACAGUGCAAUAAGGCCCAGAUGACCAACAUUCUUCAGCAAAUCAAGACAGCACGUACCACCAUGGCGGGCCUGACCAUGGAGGAGUUAAUCCAGCUGGUAGCUGCACGGCUGGCAGAGCAUGAACGGGUGGCAUCGAGCACUCAGCCACUUGGUCGGAUCCGGGCUUUGUACCCUGCUCCUCUGGCCCAAAUCAGUACCCCAAUGUUCUUGCCUUCUGCCCAAGUUUCAUACCCUGGAAGGUCUUCACAUGCGCCACCCACCUGUAAGCUGUGUCUGAUGUGUCAGAAACUUGUCCAGCCCAGUGAGCUGCACCCGAUGGCUUGCACCCACGCGCUACACAAGGAGUGUAUCAAAUUCUGGGCCCAGACCAACACAAAUGACACUUGUCCCUUUUGCCCAACUCUUAAAUGAUGGACCCGACUGGGGAGGAAGAAGAGGAGAAACCGAUGUGAACAGGAAACGCGGGUUCAAGAUUUCUAAAACUCUAUAUUUAUACAGUGACAUAUACUCAUGCCGUGUACAUUUUUAUUAUAUAGGGAAUGUGUGUAUAGAAAGUCUGUAUUCAAACGUCCGUAAUGAGAGUAUGUAUAUAAUGCA
Molecule: messenger RNA, 1911 nt
Organism: Peromyscus eremicus (cactus mouse)
Lineage: Eukaryota; Metazoa; Chordata; Mammalia; Rodentia; Cricetidae
Gene: Rnf214
Product: ring finger protein 214
Exons: 15
Coding region: 79-1725 (548 amino acids)
Molecular function (GO): ubiquitin-protein transferase activity
Source: RefSeq, a predicted model, not a curated record